ACCAUAGCUGGGGCCAAAUGUAUAAAUCUGCCUCCAGAGAACAUGGGCAGCUCAGAGUUGGAGAUCUUUAAGGCCAAGUUUGAUUUGGGCAACUGCGUGGAGGUGGAGCUGUCUAAGAAGCAUGGGCAGGCCCCUCUGCAGCAGUCAGCUCUUAGAGUGAUGUCUGACAACUAUCUCCAGAUCCUCAGGGACCCAGGUCUGUAUGGGAGGCUGAGAGCAGGUGAUUAGGAUGAGAUCCAGAAACAGCGUAUGAGAGGAAGGCAGUUCCUAAUGGCAGGCAACAUGGGCCCUCAGGACUGGGUGGGGAGUAGUCCUCAAGGGACAAAAAGGGAGCAGAGAGUCACCACCAUACCAUGUAGUGGUCUCUACUAUUAUGAUGAUUAUAAAGACAGCUGGCACCCACUGUGUCCCAUCCCUCAGGAAGUCAUCUCCAAAGGCUGUGCCAUGUGCACUAUGGACAACUACUUAUUUGUAGCAGUGGGGGGCUGCCAGCAGGGUGCAGAUAGAGAGAUGAAGCCUUCCAAGAGAGUGUUCUGCUACAACCCCGUAACAUCAAUUUGGAAAGAGAUCAGUCCUAUGAACGAGUCCAGGCCCCACUGCAAACUGGCAGCCCUGCAGGGCUACAUCUAUGCAAUCGGAGGGGAGUGUCUGUCUACCGUAGAGCGCUAUGACCCCCGCUCUGACAGAUGGACUUUUGUGGCCCCACUGCCCAAUGAUACAUUUGCUGUGGCCCAUCAUGUCACAGUGUGCAACAGGAAGCUCUUUGUUCUAGGAGGAACACUGAGAUACACACUGUUGCGCUACAACCCAAAUAUCAACGUGUGGAGGAAAAGCAAAGAGAGAACCACUGAGAUAGUGGGAGUGAGGAACUUCCUAUAUCGCUUUGAUGUCAGCCCGCAGCUAGGCAUCAGUGUGUACCGCUAUCACACUGUGGCACGACUAUGUUACGAGUGCUGCACCAAACGCCUUGACCAAUGCCUCGCCUUCCAGUGUGUCGCCUUGGACGACACCAUCUACUGCAUGAGCCACCAGCUCACCAUGAGCUUCCUGGCUGAAGAGAUCUCUCCAAGAUUUGUAGCAGAUGAUUUGAGUGUCCUCUCUGGAGCCAAGGGCAUCCUUUUCCCGUUUCUCCUCUCACUUCCUGAUACGAAGGCUCACCAGACCAGUGUGUAACCUGGAAUGCUUCUCCUCAGCACAGACAAGGACAGAGCAGUGAGGGAGUAUCUAAUUUACUUGUGCACCAAGGCCAUUUUUCAGAGCUGAGUGUAUCCUACUGAGAAGCACAGCUGUCUUAAUCAGAGGCAAUGAAAGUAAAAUAUUAACAUCAUUAAUGGUAAUUCGAUUACUGCUUGUUUAGAUUUAUUUAGGGUACACUGCCAUAGAAAUUAUAUGUAUUGUGAAGGUGUUUUGUUCUUUUCAUUUUCCUCCUGCCUUGCACUACAUUACUCCUAAAUCAUGCAAGAUGUGCACUUUCUCCCCUGUAAUAAUUCAUAAAAAAAUCUUAAGUUAAUUCACUCUAGCCAUAAUGCUUUGGAGCAGUGGGGUAAUAUAGUAAUAAUCCAUCACAGUUGGUUACUAUAUAGGGAACAAAUAUGACUCACACAGGGACUGGACUCAAUACAAUUACCCACAUGUGAUCUAUAAAUAUGACAUGAGGUAAAAGGUUGUGACUUACAGCAUAAUGUAUGUGAGCUUCAAUAAACAAAAGUAAUUGCU
Oncorhynchus kisutch (coho salmon) is the source of this 1716-nucleotide messenger RNA. RefSeq names its product kelch domain-containing protein 7A-like. The transcript has a single exon. The coding region runs from base 250 to 1173 and encodes 307 amino acids. Gene Ontology annotation, molecular function: protein binding. NCBI's taxonomy places the organism in Eukaryota, Metazoa, Chordata, Actinopteri, Salmoniformes, Salmonidae. The record is from RefSeq and is a predicted model, not a curated record.